This is a messenger RNA of Anoplopoma fimbria (sablefish), 2889 nucleotides long. RefSeq names its product solute carrier family 30 member 5 (gene slc30a5). Lineage: Eukaryota; Metazoa; Chordata; Actinopteri; Perciformes; Anoplopomatidae. The transcript is spliced from 16 exons. Gene Ontology annotation, molecular function: zinc ion transmembrane transporter activity. The coding region runs from base 440 to 2788 and encodes 782 amino acids. Gene Ontology annotation, biological process: transmembrane transport; intracellular zinc ion homeostasis; zinc ion transport. The record is from RefSeq and is a predicted model, not a curated record. Gene Ontology annotation, cellular component: Golgi apparatus; membrane.
GACGUGGACUUGUUUACCGUGUCCGGAAGUGCGGUGGCUUUUUGGCCAGCUCGGAUCCUUUCAUUACGGACCUCUGUUGGUUUUUGUGGCCAGCUCAACCAAAGGACUCGUUAAUUAUUCAGCUCUAACGUGUAAUUGUUUGACGUGGACGGUACACACAGAUGACCGUGUUACGGCUCCAAACUUUGGAUACAAUCUAGCUCAAGGCUAGCUAGCUAACAGGCUAACAGGCUAAGAAAGCUGUCAGCUGACUGAAAGUUUAGUUUAGAAAGUAGUUUAAGUUUUAACUGAAGAAUGAGUAAGAGCCAGAAGGUACCCGGUCUUGUUCUCUACCGGGCUGUGCUUUAGUUUCACUGCUCAGGUAACAGUGAUGGUCAGGACAUUGGGGACAUAAAUACUGCCAGCUGGACUUAAGACAGCCGACUUUAGGUGCUUUAAGAUGGAAGAGAAAUACAGCAGCAACGUACUCUCCGGAGGAAAACUGGGCAUGGUCGAAGUGCCUAAUUCUAGGUUAACCAGAUACAUAGUUCUACUGGUUGUCACGAAGGUCCUCAAGGCUCUUGGGAUCUUUGAAUCUUAUGAUAUCCUAAAAGUUGUUCACAUUGUCCAGUUCAUCUUCAUACUAAAAUUAGGGAGUGCUGUUAUUCUGCUUUUCUUUCAAAAGCCUUUUUCCUCCGGCAAAGUCAUCUCAAAAAGACAGUGGAUAAAGUUACUAAAGCAUGCUGUUUUCAGCUGUGUCAUAUCCCUCCUGGGCUUCUUCGGUCUGACUCUCUGUGGACCUCUAAGGACAUUGUUGCUUUUAGAGCACAGUGAUGUGGUGGUCAUCGCUCUCCUUGGUGUCCUGUUCACAAGCUCGGGAGGCGGGCCUUCAAAGACCAGAGGUGCUGCUCUCUUCAUCAUCGCUGUGAUUUGCCUCCUCCUCUUUGACAACGACGACCUCAUGGCAAAGAUGGCCGAGCAUCCCGAGGGACAUCAUGACAGCGCGCUCACUCAUUUCCUCUACACAGCCAUUGCAUUUUUAGGGGUUGCAGAUCAUAAAGGGGGUGUAGUGCUGCUGGUGGCCUCCCUGUGCCUGAAGGUGGGCUUCCACACGGCCUCCAGGAAACUGUCAGUGGAAAUUGGUGGUUCGAAACGCCUCUAUGCCCUUGACAACCUGGUUUCUGCUAUUGUCCUGCUCCCCUGGGUCAUAGUGCUCUCAGUGACCACAGAAAGUAAAGUAGAAUCAUGGUCCGCCCUCAUCCUGCCGUUCGGGAUGAUCAUCCUCUCUGUAAUGAUUCUGGAGUUUUACGUGGAGGCCAUCUGCAACACAAAGAUGGAGACGCCAAGGUGCGCCCGCUACGGCGCCAUUGCCCUCUUCCUCAGUGCCCUGCUGCUGGCCAACUUCUGGACUCACCCGCUUACAGACCAGCUGCGCUCCAUGAGCAAACCGCCCCAGGAAGUCAGCACAGAGCAUGUGCUCUCGGGAGGAGUGAUAGUCAGCGCCAUCUUCUUCAUCAUGUCCUCCAGUAUUCUCUCGUCUCCGUCAAAGAAAGGUCAUAAGGGUACCCUGGUGGGUUACUCGCCUGAAGGGACCCCUCUGUACAAUUUCAUGGGUGACGCCCUGCAGCACACAUCGCAGUCCCUCCCAAGGUUCAUCAAAGAUUCUCUGAAACAGAUCCUGGAGGAAUACGAUUCCAGACAGAUCUUCUACUUCCUGUGUCUUAACCUGGCUUUCACCUUCGUGGAGCUGUUUUAUGGUGUCUGGACCAACAGUCUGGGACUAAUCUCUGACGGCUUCCACAUGCUGUUUGACUGCUCGGCUUUAGUCCUUGGACUAUUUGCUGCCCUCAUGACGCGCUGGAAAGCCACCAGGAUCUUCUCCUACGGGUAUGGUCGUGUGGAAAUACUCUCUGGAUUCAUCAAUGGCCUGUUCCUGAUGGUCAUCGCUUUCUUUGUCUUCGUUGAAUCAGUCACCCGUGUGUUGGAUCCUCCUAAUAUAAACACAGACAUGCUGACUCCGGUGUCUGUGGGAGGCUUACUGGUCAACCUGGUGGGUAUCUGCGCUUUCAGUCACGCUCACGCUCACGCCCACGGCGGAAAGAGCUGCUCGUCAAAUGACCACGGUCGCUCGUCAAAUGACCACGGUCACUCGCACCACGGUCACUCCCACAGUGAGCACAGCCACGGAGGUCACGGUCACUCUCAUGGAGGGCAUGGGCACAGCGGACAUGGGAACUCCCAUGGCUCGGGGGGAGGAGGAGGCAUGAACGCUAACAUGAGAGGUGUUUUCCUCCACGUCCUGGCCGACACGUUGGGCAGCGUCGGUGUGAUCGUCUCCACCAUCCUCAUCCGUCAGUUCGGCUGGUUGAUUGCUGACCCUAUAUGCUCGCUCUUCAUCGCCGUGCUUAUUUUUCUCAGCGUCAUCCCUCUGCUGAAGGACGCCUGCGAGGUUCUUCUUCUAAGAAUUCCCCAAGAAAAUGAGAAGGAACUGAACAGUGCGCUGGAAAAGAUUGAGAAGAUCGAAGGAGUUCUGUCAUACAGAGACUCUCAUUUCUGGAGGCAUUCAGCCAACAUGAUCGCAGGGACCAUCCACCUCCAGAUCAUGGCAGAUGUGGUGGAGCAGAGGAUCAUACAGCAGGUGACGGCCAUUUUGAAAGAUGCCGGGGUGAAUAAUCUGUCGGUCCAGGUGGAGAAGGAGGCGUACUUCCAGCACAUGUCUGGACUCAGCACAGGAUUUCAGGAAGUUCUGGCAAUGACGCAGCAGAUGGAGUCCAUGAAAUACCUGAAUGACGGGACGUGUAUCAUGUAACGACCAUCUGUUGGACCAAACAAAUACUUCUGUCUCUUUUUCAUUGAAAUGUACAGUAUAUGUAUGUAAGUGGUUUGAAAUAAAUCUGAAUAUAUUGGUUU